AUGGCCCUCGUGGAGUUGUGGAGCUCGGUGCUCAUUCUAAGCACUGUCCUUUUCACAUGGCAGUAUCUGGAGAUACGGAAGAGCAGGAAUGCUCUGCGAAACAUCCCUGGCUCCGCUCCCGCAUCGUUUUUGAAAGGCAGGCUAUCUGCUCGGACUAUAGGGCAGCCAAUCACUAAUGCGAAACUCACAGACUUUCAGCGUCACUUGGCUUUCGACUACGCCCCAGUUGCUAAGCUGUAUAGCAUGUUUGGCCGGCCAAUGCUGUAUGUGUCUGACCCCAAGGCAUUGCACACUAUCAUGAUCAAGGACGAGCCCUCGUUUCCGGAGCCGGCUUCGUUCAUCUGGCUCAACUACUUGCUGUUCGGGCGCGGAUUGCUUGCUACUUUAGGAGACAAACAUCGAAGGCAGCGUAAACUCCUUAACCCUGCUUUCUCUAUCAACCAUAUGCGUCACAUUAUCCCGAUUUUCUACAACGUGGUGCACAAGCUUAGAGACGGAAUUAAGAAGCAAGUGGUCAGCGGGGCUGAAGAAAUUGACAUGCUGAAUUGGAUGGGUCGCACCGCGCUAGAGUUGAUUGGUCAAGGUGGGCUCGGGUACUCCUUUGAUCCUCUCGUCGAGGAUAUGCACAACGAGUACGGCCACGCUCUAAAAACCCUGCUUCCGAACCUGGUCAAACUUCCCGUAGUACGGCUCAUGCUGCCUUAUCUCACCAAAAUAGGGCCCCCUGCCUUCAGACGCUUCGUCAUAAGCCUCGUGCCGGACAACGAUGUGCAGAGAAUCAAGUCCAUCGUUGACACUAUGGAUUUCCAGUCACGGACAAUAUUCGAGAAGAAGAAAACCGCUCUUCUUCAAGGCGACGAAGCCAUCUUGCAGCAAGUCGGAGAAGGCAAGGAUAUCAUGAGUAUUCUGAUGCGCGCGAAUGCUUCCACCUCCGAGGCCGAUAGGCUUCCCGAGGACGAGAUCAUUGCUCAGAUGUCAACUCUUGUCUUUGCUGCCACAGAUACCACUUCAAACACCCUGUCCCGUAUCUUGCAAAUAUUGGCAGAGCAUCCUGAUGUACAGGAAAAAUUACGUGCUGAGCUACUGGAUGUACAUGCAGGGGAAGGGCUAUCAUAUGACGACCUUGAUCAGCUACCUUUACUUGAUGGUGUGUGUCGGGAGACAUUGCGAUUAAAUCCUCCAGCUCAGUUCGUAACCCGUGUCGCGACGCGGGACACAAUUGUUCCUCUGGCCGAGCCCAUUUGUGGAAAUGAUGGCAGCAUGAUCACCGAAAUCCCCGUGGUUAAAGGGACGGAGGUCAUUAUCGGCAUCCUGGGCUGUAACGCCAGCAAAGAACUUUGGGGCGAAGAUGCACACGAAUGGAAGCCUGAGAGGUGGCUCUCUCCCCUUCCGGGAAAGGUCACGAAGAAUACGAUUCCUGGUGUAUAUGCUAAUCUGAUGACAUUCAUCGGUGGCAAGAGGGCGUGCAUCGGUUUCAAAUUCUCUGAGAUGGAGAUGAAGGUUGUCUUGUCGGUGCUACUGCCUAACUUCACUUUCGAGUUGACAGACAAGCCUAUUGUAUGGAAUGCCGCCGGCGUACGCUAUCCUACGGUGGGCAGCGUAAGCAAUAGGCCCCAGAUGCCGCUGAAGGUGCGGUUGUAUGGGGGCGUAACGGCAUAG
Messenger RNA from Fibroporia radiculosa, 1659 nucleotides. RefSeq lists its product as uncharacterized. Lineage: Eukaryota; Fungi; Basidiomycota; Agaricomycetes; Polyporales; Fibroporiaceae. The record is from RefSeq and is a predicted model, not a curated record. Bases 1 to 1659 code for a protein of 552 amino acids. Gene Ontology annotation, molecular function: oxidoreductase activity, acting on paired donors, with incorporation or reduction of molecular oxygen; heme binding; iron ion binding. The transcript has 14 exons.